AUGAGUCGAAAGCUAAAGAUAGCGGAAUAUGAGCCACUCCUGGAUAAGCUCAGAAAGAAGUUCAAAUCUUGGUCUAUCAAAUGCUUGUCUUUUGCUGGUCGUGUGCAGCUUAUUGCCUCAGUGAUUAAUGGCAUAGUCAAUUUCUUGAUAUCGACUUUUAUGUUGCCUAAAGGCUGUGUUAGGAAAAUAGAAUCACUAUUUUCUAGAUUCCUUUGGUCAGGAAGCAUAGAGGGUAGCACUGGAGCUAAGAUAGCUUGUUCUGGAGAAAUUAUAAUACGCGUUGUCUUGUUGUUGACUUUAUUGAAUUCAGUUCUUGUAAAUGGCCAAAUCUAUGAUGUGCUUAAAUUUGGUGCCAAGGGAGAUGGUCUUACCGAUGAAUCAAAGGCUUUUCUCGAAGCAUGGAAAGCUAUGUGUGGUAGUGGUGGGAAUCCAAAAACACUCCUUAUUCCUUCAAAUAAAACAUUUUUACUACAACCUCUUGUGUUUCAAGGGCCUUGUAAAUCUCCUUCAGUACAAGUUAAGUUUGAUGGAAAGAUUGUUGCGCCGAGAGAUAAGACAGAAUGGUCGGACUAUAAGUCGUUAAUAUGGGUUAGUUUUAAAAAAAUAAUUGGUUUAACAGUCAGUGGUUCAGGAUCAAUUGAUGGACGUGGUUCGUCAUUUUGGAAGCCAAGAAUGUCAGCUUCUAAACGGCCUACUCAAUUGCAUUUUAAAAAUUGCAAUAAUCUCAAUAUAAUUGGAAUAACUUCAUUCAACAGUCCAAGAAACCAUAUAGCAAUUAACAAAUGUAAAAGAGUUAAAAUAACAAAAAUUAAACUCGUAGCACCGAAAGACAGUCCUAACACUGAUGGAAUUGAUAUCUCUGGAUCAAGAGAUGUCGAUAUUUACGACACAGUAAUUGGAACUGGAGAUGAUUGUGUAGCUAUAAACAACGGAAGUGUGAAUAUCAACAUUACAAGGAUGAAUUGUGGACCGGGCCAUGGAAUAAGUGUGGGAAGUCUAGGGAAAGAUGGAGAAGAAUCUAUGGUUGAGAAUAUCCAAGUGACUAAUAGUACCUUCUUUAGGACGAAAAAUGGAGUUAGAAUUAAGACAUGGCCGAAUGGAAAAGGAUAUGCAAAAAAUAUAUUUUUUAAAGGCCUCACAUUGAGAGAAACCAAAAAUCCGAUAAUAAUCGACCAAAACUAUGUCGAUAAGGGUCGCCUAGAUGUGGAGGAAUCAGCUGUGGCAAUUAGUAACGUGAAAUUCACAGAUAUUCAUGGAACUUCACAACUCGAUGAGAUUAUAAAGAUUGAUUGCAGUAAAGUCACAUAUUGCAAAGACAUUGUUCUUGACAAAAUUAAUAUUUCUACGAUCGAAGGAAAUAAGCCAAUUGUUGAAUGCAAGAAUGUGUAUGGAAAGUCUAUUAAUGCUAACGAGGUCAAUGGUUGUUUCGAAAGAUAGUAUCCAUUUUCA
Messenger RNA from Camelina sativa (false flax), 1449 nucleotides. RefSeq names its product putative polygalacturonase At3g15720. NCBI's taxonomy places the organism in Eukaryota, Viridiplantae, Streptophyta, Magnoliopsida, Brassicales, Brassicaceae. The record is from RefSeq and is a predicted model, not a curated record. Gene Ontology annotation, molecular function: polygalacturonase activity. Gene Ontology annotation, biological process: carbohydrate metabolic process.